AUGCGUCGUGGCGAUGAUGAAGCUUCUUCAAUUAGGACACGAAUCAUUUUGCCUUCUUCAUUCAAUGGUGGUAGAAGUUAUAUGUUUAACCGUUGUCAGGAUGCCAUGAGCGAGAGCAAAAUUCCCAUCGCUGAUCGUCCUGAUAUCUCUUGUCGUGUGUUUCAUGCCAAGUUGAAGUUCCUGCUUAGCGAUAUCAAGGAAGGUGUGCUUUUUGGUCCACUUAAUGCAGGUGUGACAGUGAAGAUCAAUGAUGUUGAUAUUGAUAACAGAUUUGUUGUGACCUAUAAUCCACUGCUGUUAAUGAAAUAUCAAGCUCACAUAAAUCUUGAGUUCUGUAACAAGUCAAACGUCAUUAAGUAUCUUUUUAAGUAUGUCAAUAAGGGUCCGGAUCAGGUGACUGCAAUUGUUGGAGAAACAUAUGAUGUUGGUGAAUCUUCUCAUGUGGUUGAUGAGAUCAAACAGUAUUACGAUUGUCCUUAUUUAUCACCGUCUGAAUCCAUAUGGAGAAUUUUUGCUUAUGAUAUUCACCAUAGAUGGCCAUCGGUACAGAGGUUGACUUUUCACUUGCCGAACCAUCAACAUGUUGUAUUCGAUGAUGCUGAUAUCACUACUCAUGUUUAUUUGCGCAACAAAGAUUUGCUGACAAUGUUUACGAGUUGGAUGAUGGCCAACAGGCGGUUCCCGGAGGGGCGGUCUUUAACAUAUGUUGAAUAUCCAGGCAAAUUUGUUUAUUGUUUGAAUAGCAGGGAGUGGAAGCCAAGACAGAGGGGAUUCUCAAUUGGAAGAUUGAUUUUCGCUCAUCCCUCAUCUGGUGAACUUUUCUACAUGCGGAUGCUUUUGAAUGUGCAGAGAGAUGAUAAGGAGUAUGUUUCUGCUAUUAAGGAAGUCGCUGAGUUAGCGUCAGCUGCACAGCUAAGGAGGCUUUUUGUGAUGUUGUUGCUAUCUGGUUCCAUGGGAAGACAUCUGUCAGUUUGGAAACAAACUUGGGCUUAUUUGUCUGAUGAUAUUCUUUAUCGCAGAAGACAUGAGUUGCAAUAUCCCGAUCUAACGAUGAGUCAGGACGAGUUGCAAAUAUUUUGUUUGUUGGAGAUUGAGAAACUAUUACAGAAUAAUGGAAAAUCAUUGAGAAAUUAUGCUGGCAUGCCGGUUCCUAAUAACUCUUUAGUCUCUCAAUUUAGCAAUUUGAUGCUGUUGCGUGAGUUGCAGUAUGAUAUUGUUUCUUUGACUCGUGAGCACGAUGCAAAUAUCUUAAAGUUAAAUGAAGAACAGAGAGUGAUCUAUGAUAAAAUUAUUGAUUGUGUUUCAAAUAAGAGGCACGGGUUCUUUUUUGUGUACGGGUUUGGUGGCAUUGGAAAAACUUUUUUAUACAGAGUUUUGUCAGCUAGAUUGCAAUCUGAGAAAAAGAUUGUUAUAAAUGUUGCUUCUAGUGGUAUUGCUUCUCUGUUGUUACCCGGUGGUAAGACGGUGCAUUCUAUGUUCAAUAUUCCUGUUGAGCUUAUUGAAGACACUGUUUGUCGGAUUAAGAAAGAUAGUCCAAAAGCUGAGGUAUUCCGAUUGACCGAUUUGAUUAUUUGGGAUGAGGCACCGAUGACUAACAAAUUAGCAUUUGAAGCGCUCAAUAGGACGUUGCAUGAUAUAAUGGUUUCGGUCUCUAAUAGGAAUAAAGAUUUACCUUUUGGUGGGAAGGUGGUCGUUCUUGGUGGUGAUUUCAGGCAGGUCUUGCCAGUUAUUCCAAAAGGUUCUCGUGCUGAGAUUGUGAUGGCUUCCAUAAAUUCUUCUAUCCUCUGGAAAUACUGCGAAGUUUUGCGACUGACAAAAAAUAUGAGGUUAGCAAGUGGAUUGGAACAAUCAACUGCUCAGGAGUUAAGGUCGUUUUCAGAUUGGAUACUUCAAAUUGGUGAAGGUCGAUCUGGAACUAUGGUCAAUGAUAAACUUUUUGUUGAUAUUCCUUCUGAUCUAAUCAUUCCUGUUUUGGAAAAUCCAGUGGAAGAUAUUGAUAGGGCAAUAUUGGCUCCAACUGUCGAGAAUGUUGAAGAGAUAAACAAUUAUAUAGUUAACUUGUUGCCCGGUGAGGAGAGAAAUUAUCUCAGUGCUGAUUCGAUAUGUGGUAGUGAUGCCUAUUCUGAUGUUGAUGUUGAUUGGAUAAAUGUUGAAUUCUUGAAUCAGAUUAGGUGUUCUGGUCUACCUAAUCAUUCGUUGAAGUUUAAAAUAGGCAUGCCUAUUAUUUUGUUGAGGAAUAUUGAUCCAGCUGGGGGUUUGUGUAAUGGGACUCGACUUGUUGUGCGAGAUCUAGGGACAAAUAUGAUCGGUGCAGAUAUUGUUUCUGGUAGCAAUGUUGGGGAUAAAGUUUUUAUCACCAGAAUAAAUUUGAUUCCCAGUGAUAUGAUUAUACCGUUUAAAUUCCAACGCUGUUAA
Molecule: messenger RNA, 2415 nt
Organism: Arachis ipaensis
Lineage: Eukaryota; Viridiplantae; Streptophyta; Magnoliopsida; Fabales; Fabaceae
Biological process (GO): telomere maintenance; DNA repair
Molecular function (GO): DNA helicase activity
Source: RefSeq, a predicted model, not a curated record